Clunio marinus is the source of this 714-nucleotide messenger RNA. The record is from the annotation of a GenBank genome assembly. NCBI's taxonomy places the organism in Eukaryota, Metazoa, Arthropoda, Insecta, Diptera, Chironomidae.
AUGUCAGAUCCAGAAGAGCAAAAAUAUCGAAUUGAAUGUGUUAAAGCUGGAGACAUGCAUCCGAUUUUAAAUUUCAUAGAAAAAAAUUAUUUCCGAAGCGAUCCCCUUUUAAUAAGUUUGAAAUGUUUUCAUCAAAGAAUGGAUAAAAAUCUGGAAUUUUACAUCAAACAGUCUCUGCUGCAAGGCUUAUCGUUAGUUGCCAAGGAAAAUUCUCGGGAAAAUAAAAUUUUGGGUGUUGCCGUAAAUCAAAAAAGUUGUAAAUGGACUGCAAAUUCAAUAGACGAGUUGGGAGAAAUUUGUGAAAAUAUUAACACUAGCAAAUUGUUCCACAUUUGGGCGUUACUUGCUAGAGAAUCAGAAUCAGAAAUUCACGAUUAUCAAUCAACCAACACAAUUUUCAAUCUUGGAUUGAUUUCUGUUCAUAGAGAGUUGAAACAUCGAAGACUUCAGGCUGAACUUGCAUUUCAUUCCUUGUGUCUUGCACGUGAUCUAAACUAUGAGUUGGCUCGUUUUGAUACUACAAAUGAAUUCACUAUGAAAAUUGCUGAAGAGGCAAACAUGACGAAAAUUUGGGAAGUUCCUUACAAAAAUAUCCUUUGUGGCGAUGGCAAAACUCCAAUCAUACUUCCAAAUAAGCCUCACACUCAUGCCGCUGUUUAUUGCAUCAACUUAGACGAGUUGAAUUUGAAGAAUUUGUCUGAUUCUACAAAUUGA